Camarhynchus parvulus is the source of this 1006-nucleotide messenger RNA. RefSeq names its product chromosome 1A C22orf23 homolog (gene C1AH22orf23). NCBI's taxonomy places the organism in Eukaryota, Metazoa, Chordata, Aves, Passeriformes, Thraupidae. The record is from RefSeq and is a predicted model, not a curated record. The coding region runs from base 24 to 695 and encodes 223 amino acids. The transcript has 6 exons.
CCCGCCCGGUCGCCGCCGUCGCGAUGGAGGCGGCGGAGACCCCGGGCCUCGGCGGGGUCUCGGCGGCGGGCAGGCCGGCCCGGUACAGCACAGGCACGCGGGAGUUAGUGAGAGGGAUGAUGGAGGAGUUGCAGAUGACGCAUUCCCAGAAGCGAUACCUGAUGCAGUAUGUGACACGCGGAGAUGCCCUGCCCGUUCAGAGAUUCCCCCCAUCCAGCCAACAGCCAGUGCCUGUUCCCCACGCAGCAGCCUGUCAGCCGGGCAGGCUUCCAGCUAGACCGCUUCUCCGACCUGCCAAGGUCUGCCAGGCAGGAGAUGCCUACACCCGAGAGAAAUUCAAGCCACAGCCCACAAGAGAUUUGGAAAAGGAGAAGAGAAGACUUCAGAAGAUCUUAGCAUUAGGGAAGGAUGAGGCAGAGGACAAGGUGGAGCAGGUGUUUGUUCGGAAAAAGGAAGAGGAGAUAGCUGAGCCUGACCGGUUUGAGGAAUUGAUGAAUGAAAUUCAAGAGAGGAGGGAAUUCCUGGCGGAGAUGGAAGGUCUAGGACAGGGCAAGAAGUAUCAAGGGAUCGUCCUCACUGAAAUCUCCCAGAAAUUGCAUGAGAUGGAGAUCAUUGACAAGAAGAGAAGCGAGGAAAUGAGAAAUAUCAUGACAAAAGCCUUCCCUGUUGGGAACAAAUCCAAUCUCCAAGACUAGGCCAAGGGCAAAACACAGGUGCAAUUUGUUCCCACCUAUUCUUCCCAGACUCUGGGCAUCGGAGGCUGGUCCUGUCUGUUUCCAAAGAGGGGGCAGCACCAUCUGUUGCCUGAAACUAGAAGGCAGGACCAAUUUGUACAUACACAGUGACAGAAGUUGUAAAAUCCUUCCCACACACUGGAUCCCUUCUUGCUCAAUAAUAUUAAAGACAUGAAAACACAGAGCAAUGGCUCCCAAAACAUGACAAAGCAGAGCUUUCUUUUUCCUCUGCAGCGCCUCAGAGUAGAGCAAUCCAUCCACAGAAAUGUCAU